Molecule: messenger RNA, 2044 nt
Organism: Dendronephthya gigantea
Lineage: Eukaryota; Metazoa; Cnidaria; Anthozoa; Malacalcyonacea; Nephtheidae
Exons: 3
Coding region: 521-2044 (507 amino acids)
Biological process (GO): DNA integration
Molecular function (GO): nucleic acid binding
Source: RefSeq, a predicted model, not a curated record
AUCGAUAUGAUGCGAUGUUAUAGCCGGAAGGAUGAAUGUUUCAGAAAGCGGUCGGACCGAAACGUACCCAACAAUGCAAUAUCGUAUCCGGAGUUGUAACAUGUCGUAUCUGGAGAUGUUAUGUCGUAUACGGAGAUACAACACGUUGUGUCCAGAGAUGUAAUGUCAUUUCCGAAUAUGUAAUACGUUGUAUCCGGAGAUGCAACAUCGUAUCCGAUGAUGCAAUAUCAUGUCCGGGUGCAACAUCUUGUGUCCGGGGACCUAAUGUGUUAGGUUAAUGUGUAAUAUCGUAUCCGGGGACGCAACAUGUUGCUCUGGAGGUGCGAUAUCGUAUCCGGGAGAAGCAAUGUUGAAGCCAUUGCAUUAAAAUUCAUCUGUAAUUUGGCGCGAAAAUACUGAUCACAUGACAACCACCUUUUGUAUUAUAAAAGCAAGAUGGCGGAGAAAGAUCUUGUAGACAAGACAACCGAAAAAAUGAGUGAAAAAAGAAAGCGAUAAAAAGGAAUUUGAGGUGAAAAAAAUGGAAGGACAACACCGCACGCCAAAUGAGUUAGUUUACAUCAAUAUUAAGGAAAUACUGAACAACAUCAUAAGAAAAUUGGAAAGUCAAGACUGUGAUAACAAAGCUGAAUACGCUCAUUAUAAAGUUGAAUGGCUUAUUGUGUUGCUAUUGCGAUUGGGUGGACCGAUGGAAAAUUGUUUGCUACCAUCCCUACUUGAAGCCCAACAUAUGUUAACGGCCGCGGUGGACAAGCAAGCAGAGAGUUUCGCUACAAUUUUACCACCAGUCACAAAAACAGGAUUUAAAGGUAGACCGAAAUUUGAUAUACCAAUUGAUCAGCUGGAAUACCUAUUGGAAAACGGAUUUAAAGUAAGUGACAUCGCGAGUUUGUUCUGCGUUUGUCAGAAGACUAUUCAUAGACGACUUCAGGAAAAUGGAAUGUCAGUACGUAAUACAUAUGAAAAACUUACUGAUGAAGACCUAGAUAUUUUGGUAAAAAACAUACUGCAAGAAUUCCCCAAUUCUGGUUAUAAAAGCAUGCGUGGACAUUUGUUGUCAAGAGGUUACAAAAUUCAAGAAAUUCGGAUCAGAGAAUCAAUGAGAAGGUGUGAUCCAGAAGGAACUAUUGUUAGAGCACUUCAAAUUCGUGUCACACACAGGCGAUCAUACAGUGUAAGGGCCCCUCUGUCGUUAUGGCAUAUGGAUGGGAAUCAUAAAUUGAUAAGAUGGAAUUUUGUGGUGCAUGGGUGCGUGGAUGGUUACUCGCGAAAAAUUAUGUACCUAUCAUGCAAUGGAAACAACCGAGCUGAUACUGUUUUAACACAUUUUUCAAAUGCAGUUGCUACACAUGGACUUCCUUCCAGGAUGAGAGCUGAUCAUGGCGGAGAGAAUGUACAAGUGGCACGGUACAUGUUAAAUCACCCUUUGAGGGGGCCGAACAGGGGAAGUUUUAUUACGGGUGCUAGCGUUCAUAACCAGCGAAUUGAACGGUUAUGGCGAGAUGUCUUUGUGGCUUGCCUGUAUAUAUACUAUUCUGUCUUUCAAUAUCUAGAAGAAAAUGGCUAUUUAGAUUUAUCAAAUAACAUCCACAAGUUCUGUUUACAUUAUAUUUUUGAGCCACGGAUAAAUGCACAUCUUCAGAGAUUUGUAGAAUCAUGGAAUAAUCAUCCCUUACGAACAGCUGGAAAUAAGACACCAAAUCAACUAUGGAUAUGUGGCCUUGCUCUGCUUUCUAGAAGUUCUGACCUUGCUGGGAUUGAAUUGCAACAAGAAUUAAUGCAGGACUGGAGUGAAUAUGGAAUAGAUUGUGAGGAAUUAAAUAAUGCAAAUGAGGAAACUUCACCCAUAGAUCUACCAGACGUAACAAACCCAUUGUCAGAGAGAGACUUUAAUGAGUUGCAGGUACAAGUGAAUCCAACUGCACAUGAUGAAGCAUAUGGUAUUGAUCUAUAUCAUCAAGCCUGCAUAUUUGUCACUGGACGAGUCCAUGUUAUAUUUAAGUACUUAUACUUAAAACCUACCAUAAAAAAACAGAACCAUUAA